AUGAGGAGAGAACAUGAAUCAGAAUCUGAUGAUUCUGGAAGCGAAAUUCCCUCGGGAAGCAAGAAAAUUAAAUAUUCGCAAAAGUUUAAUAAAACGUGGCUAAAUGACCCCGAUUUCAAAGGCUGGUUAGAGCAAGGGGAAGAAAAUAGUGCCUACUGUAAAGCUUGCAAGAAAAAUAUAUCAGUCAAAACAACGGGAAAGGAGGCCCUAGUAAGGCAUAUUGCCAGCGAAAGACACAGAACAAGUUUGAAAUCUGUAAAAGGCCAGCAAACAUUAGCAUCUUUUAAAAAGUUUAGCAAUUUGGAGAAAACAACAAAAAAAUCUGAAAUGCACAUAGCAGCUUUUGUCUCGGAACAUAAUUUAUCCUACAAUAUAAUGAACCAUUUCGUACAACUUCUUCCCAAAAUAUGCCCCGAUUCAGAAGUAGCAAGAAAUAUUAAAUGUAAACCAACAAAAUGUUCCGCCAUAGUAAACAAAGUAAUUGGAAAAAGACAAUUAGAUAACUUGUGUGCUAUUUUAAAAAGCACGAAAUUUUCGUUAAUUGUUGACGAAUCUACGGAUAGAGGCUGCACAAAGCAUUUAUGUUUAAUAAGUAGAUAUCGCCAAGUUGGCAAAGUUGCUGAAAGUUUUCUGGCCUUGAUACCCCUCCAAGGAGCUACAGCAGAUGAUCUUCACGAAAAAAUAGUCCGUUUUUUCGAUAACAAUGGGAUUCCCUGGCGAAAUAAUUUAAUCGGUUUUGCCUCGGAUGGUGCCAGCGUGAUGGUCGGUAGACUCAAUUCAUUAACUACAAAACUACAAGCACAAAUACAAAACUUGUUCACACUCAAAUGUAUAUGCCACAGUUUUAGUUUAUGUGCAUCAAAUGCGUGCUCAAAAUUACCUAGGCGUGCCGAAGACUUGGUUCGCAAUGUAUAUAAUUUUUUCUCGAACAGCCCGAAACGUAUUGAUACCCUCAAAGAGUUUCAAACAUUUACGGAAACCCCUAUACACAAGAUCCUACAACCUUCUCAAACAAGGUGGCUAAGUCUAGAAAGUGCUGUCAACAGAAUUUUAGAGCAAUAUAAUGCUCUUGUUUUAUUUUUCACUGAUGCCGCUAUAUCUGAAGGAGUUUUAGCUGCUCAAAAUAUUUUAAAUGAUUUGAAAGAUCCACUGACAAAAGCAUUUUUACUGUUUCUACAAUUUGUUUUGCCCCUUUUUAAUAACCUAAAUAGAGAAAUGCAGGCAGAAAAGCCCAAAAUACAUAGUUUAUAUAGUUCUAUUAGCUCAAGUUACAAGGUUUUACUAGAAUAUUUUAUCAAAAGAGACAUUAUCGAGUCACAACCCUUAAAAGCUAUUAAUUAUAGAGAUCCCGGAAACGUUUUACCACUAGAAGAACUUUAUUCAGGGGCUAAGAUACCUCUACUAAUGUUAGAUAGAGAUUCUAAUUUAACUUUAAGGAAAAGAUGUUUAGAGUUUUUUGUAGAAAGUGCACACCAGAUAUGCAAGAGAUUUGAUUUUAACAAUGAGGUGUUAAUUAACAUGAAAUUAAUUGACCCUGCAACAAUAAUUAAUGAAAAACCACCUAGUGUCAUUCCCUUGGCAAAACAUUUACCUAAUUUAGUUAAUGAAAAUCAAAUUCAACCGAUAGACAAUGAAUGGCGCUUGCUUAGAAGUAAUGAAAUUUUAAAAGAUUUUCCUAGCAAUAUAAAUGCAGAAGAAUUUUGGGCAAAAAUUAGCAAAAUUCAAUAUGGAGAUGACUCCUUUAUGUUUCCUCUACUUUCAACUUUUGCAUUUAAUAUGCUGUCCUUACCACAUUCAUCUGCGAAUGUGGAACGCACAUUUUCACAAGUUAAUCUCAUGAAAACUACUCAUCGAAAUCGCCUUUCGAGUGUAUCAAUAGUAGGUAACUUGCACACUAAAAAUUAUUUGAAAACUAGCAAUCAAACAUGCUUUUCUGUGGAUUUUGGCGAAGAUAUUUUAAAAUAUCAUAAUUCCAAAAUAUACAAAAAACAAAGUGAGGAAGGGCUCACAGAUGACGACUCGGAGUCAGAUAACUAA
Messenger RNA from Acanthoscelides obtectus, 2037 nucleotides. Lineage: Eukaryota; Metazoa; Arthropoda; Insecta; Coleoptera; Chrysomelidae. The record is from the annotation of a GenBank genome assembly.